AUGGCUCCCAAGAGCAAAGGCGAGAACACGAAAAAGGCGGCGGGCAACGCAAAGAAGGCCGAAGCCGCGGCGCAGAAGGACGCGGUGGCCAACGCGAAGAAGGCAGCAGACGAGUCGAAGCAGUGGGAGAAGGGUGCGAAAGACACCAGCAAAGCAGAAGCCGCGGCAGCUAAAGCGGAGGAGGCAGCGCGCAAGAAGGCGGAGAAGGACGCUCUUCUGAAAGAGGAAGAGGCGGCUUUGCCCAGCAAAGCAGGGGGCAAGAAGCCGCCGGUAAAGAAGGCAAAGGGCCUCGAUCUCUCCGGGCUCGAUGCGCCGUCGUCGAAGAAGGAGCUCGCCGCACUCAACGCCACCGGCAUCGACAAUGCCCUUGAUGCACUCUCCUUGACCUCGAACAACACCGACAAGCUAGACCGACAUCCGGAGAGACGGUUCAAAGCAGCCUACAAGGCCUACGAAGAACAGCGACUAGAGGAGAUGAAAAGUGAUACGGGGUUGAGACGGCAGCAGAAGAUCGAGCUCAUCUACGAAGAAUUCAAGAAGAGCGAUCAGAACCCGUUCAACCAGGUCAGCGGAAGUUUCAACAUGAGCAAGGAGGAGAUGAAUACUUUGAAAGAUAGUGAGAGGGAGAAGAAGGAGGCAUUGUUGAGCGGGAAAUAA
Molecule: messenger RNA, 657 nt
Organism: Neohortaea acidophila
Lineage: Eukaryota; Fungi; Ascomycota; Dothideomycetes; Mycosphaerellales; Teratosphaeriaceae
Exons: 2
Coding region: 1-657 (218 amino acids)
Biological process (GO): transcription by RNA polymerase II
Cellular component (GO): nucleus
Molecular function (GO): transcription coactivator activity
Source: RefSeq, a predicted model, not a curated record